Hirundo rustica (Barn swallow) is the source of this 1115-nucleotide messenger RNA. Its product is annotated as sprouty-related, EVH1 domain-containing protein 2-like. The coding region runs from base 1 to 825 and encodes 274 amino acids. Gene Ontology annotation, cellular component: membrane. Gene Ontology annotation, molecular function: protein kinase binding. The record is from RefSeq and is a predicted model, not a curated record. NCBI's taxonomy places the organism in Eukaryota, Metazoa, Chordata, Aves, Passeriformes, Hirundinidae. The transcript is spliced from 3 exons. Gene Ontology annotation, biological process: negative regulation of MAPK cascade; multicellular organism development.
AUGGGCAAAAUCCUGGAUAUCAAUACUACAGAUAGCUCCUCCAACUCCUCUCAGAAAAGGGAACAGCCUGUGCGAACUCUGGCUUCUCCUGCAUCCUGUGAACAUCGAAGAAUUUGCACUCGUGGACACCUUCACGACCAUUACAGCUCUGACCACUACCACCUAGAACAAUCAGUAGGACCACGAUCCUACCGGCACGUCAACUUUCUGGACGACGAUGAGGAGAUAGUGCGCAUCAAUCCUCGGGAAAAGAUUUGGAUGACUGGAUACAAGGAUUAUCGCCAUGCCCCAGCACGAGGAAAGAGCUUCAAUCCCGGUGACAUGGACUCCUAUGUACGUUUUGCCAAAAGUGAGGCCUCGAAACACGAAUACACUUAUCCUUACGUAGACAACUCGGACUUUGACCUGGGUGAAGAUACCAAGGUUGCUGUGAUAAAGACUCAACCUGUCAAAUUCAAGGCCAGGAGGAAGGAAGACGAUGAGAGGUCGCAGUGCGUGUACUGCAGGGACAUGUUCAACCACGAGGAGAACAAGCGGGGUCAAUGCCAGGAUGCUCCAGACCGCGUCAAGACUUGGAUCCAUCGAGUGAGCUGUAUGUGGUGCGCAGACACUAUGCUCUAUCACUGUAUGUCCGACCCAGAAGGAGACUAUACAGAUCCUUGCUCGUGCGACACCAGUGAUGAAAUGUUUUGCCUCCGGUGGAUGGCCCUUAUCGCCUUGUCUUUCAUUGCUCCAUGUAUGUGCUGUUACUUGCCGCUUCGGGCUUGUUACCACUGUGGGGUCAUGUGCAGGUGCUGUGGUGGGAAACACAAAGCUGCUGGAUGACUACAGAUGCGUUCAAAGUGUUAGGUUUGUCCCGUAGUUCAAAGGAACACGUUGGUUUUGGAGCACUGAGGUCACUCACUUUAAUGCAGCCGCUGUGCCCGACGGCAUCCGGAAACCACCAGUAUGGAUCACUUUACAUUGGGUCAUCUGGGGCUCACACUGCAUUGAUUUGCUCAUCAACUGUUCUAACUAACUAACCUACAGCAUAGACUUUUGUAUUAUUAAUCUGUAAUCAAAACAGACUCUUGUACAUGUUUUUUUGGGUUUUUUUGGUUUUUUUUUUCAUUUAA